Molecule: messenger RNA, 1314 nt
Organism: Microthlaspi erraticum
Lineage: Eukaryota; Viridiplantae; Streptophyta; Magnoliopsida; Brassicales; Brassicaceae
Source: the annotation of a GenBank genome assembly
AUGGCGUCUCCUCUUCUCUGGACUCUCUUCCUCAUCUCCAUCAUCUUCUUCCUCAAAUCACACGCGGAACAAGAAGACACUCCGAUCACUCGCUUCCAGCAAUACUUGAGAUUCAGAACCGAUCAUCCAAACCCUAACUACACCGCAGCAGUCUCUUUCCUCAUCAACCAAGCUCAAUCAAUCAAUCUCUCCACUCGAACAAUCGAAUUCGUCCCGGGGAAACCAGUCCUUCUCCUCACAUGGCUCGGCUCAAACCCUAAACUCCCUUCGCUCCUCUUCAACUCUCAUCUCGACUCUGUCCCCGCCGAAGCAGACAAAUGGAUCCACCCGCCGUUCUCCGCUCACCGAACCGACGACGGCCGCAUAUACGCUCGCGGCGCGCAGGACGACAAGUGCAUCGGCGUUCAGUAUCUUGAAUCAAUCAAAAACUUGAAAUCGAGAGGCUUCUCUCCUCUCCGUACUGUACACAUCUCUUACGUCCCCGAAGAAGAGAUCGGAGGAUUCGAUGGGAUGGAGAAGUUCGCGGUUUCAUCGGAGUUUGCAGAGUUGAAUGUUGGAUUCGUUGUGGACGAAGGUCAGGCGAGUCCUGGAGAUGAGUACAGAGUUUUCUACGGUGAUCGGACUCCAUGGGAGCUUGUUAUCCGAGCUGAAGGCAUACCAGGGCAUGGUGCUAAGCUUUAUGACGAUGGAGCUAUGGAGAAUCUGAUGAAGAGUGUUGAGUUGAUCUCUAGGUUUAGAGAGACGCAGUUCGAUUUCGUUAAAGCAGGGAAAGCUGCGAAUUCAGAAGUUAUCUCUGUGAAUCCAGUUUAUCUCAAAGCAGGAACUGCUUCCAACACUGGAUUUGUGAUGAAUAUGCAACCAUCAGAAGCAGAAGCUGGAUAUGAUCUAAGGCUGCCUCCAAUGGCAGAUCCAUAUGCUCUGAAGAAAAGGAUUGCUGAAGAAUGGGCUCCUUCUAUCAGGAACAUGACUUAUACAAUAAAAGAGAAAGGAAAGUUAAGGGAUCAUUUAGGGAGAGUUAUAAUGACAUCAACGGAUGAUUCAAAUCCAUGGUGGUCUAUCUUCAAGAAAGCUGUUGAAGCAACUGGAGGAAAACUGGCAAAGCCCGAGAUUCUACUUUCGUCUACUGAUGCAAGAUAUAUUCGCAGUUUGGGCAUUCAGGUUUUGGGUUUCUCACCGAUGAUCAAUACUCCUGUUCUUGUGCAUGAUCAUAACGAGUUUCUUAAAGAUACUGUGUUUAUGAAAGGAAUUGAAGUAUAUGAAUCGGUUAUUAGCGCUCUAUGUUCCUUUGAUGGAGUAUAUGAUCAAGUGAUUUGA